This is a messenger RNA of Physella acuta, 1196 nucleotides long. RefSeq names its product peroxisome assembly protein 26. Lineage: Eukaryota; Metazoa; Mollusca; Gastropoda; Physidae. Gene Ontology annotation, biological process: protein import into peroxisome membrane; protein import into peroxisome matrix. The record is from RefSeq and is a predicted model, not a curated record. Gene Ontology annotation, cellular component: peroxisome; peroxisomal membrane. Gene Ontology annotation, molecular function: protein-containing complex binding; ATPase binding.
GUGACUUCUACAAAAAUAACAAUCGCCUUGGAAUUGUAAAGAAGUAGAGGGUCACUUAACUUUUGUAACAUCCUGAAAAAAGUUGGGAACCACAGGUUUAGUUGAAGCAUCUCAUCAGUCUAGUAGCCAACUAUGAGCGUCUCAGAACUGAACAAGAGUCUGGCUCAGGCUGUAGAUUUGUUUGUGAUGACAAAGUUCAGUAACUGUUUUAAAAUCUGCACAAAUGUUAUCAACAAAGCCAAGUGUGAACCGGAACAAGAGAGGAACCAGGAAGUUAUUGAAGCUGCUACAGCACUGGGCAUCCAGGCUUUAGCUGAAACUGACUUAUGGCAUCAAGUUGUGGCAUUUAUUAAUGAAACAUAUGGCUCUAUUGAACACUGUCCACCUCGUAUUAUACAAGUCUGCAUUCUACUUCAUGCUCAUGUUAAAGAAUAUCUUCCUUGUCACAAAAUUGUGCAAAUGUGGUUAAGCAACCCACAUAAUUUAAAUCAUGAACAGUGUUCAAAGGUUAUUCGCAUUUACGCACAUCACAUACUAUGUCCAACUGGGUCUUAUGAAACAUUGAAAGAAAUCGUACACAGUUGUAAGUCACUCACAGAGGCCGAAAGGACUGCUCUGCUUCAGUUACCCCAAGCAGUGAGAUACAAUGAAGCUAAAAGGAGAAGUUUAGAAACCUGCAAUGAAGGCUUUGAAAUCCCUAGUCAGUUAAAUACAACUAAUAGCUUAGAACAUCUUGAUAAAAUACCACAGCAUAAUAGCUUAGAAAUGGAUUUACCAACAGACUCACAACUUGGGCUAGUCAAUGAAUGUAACAGCAAUAAAGAACAAAAGGAAAACAUUUCUUCUACUACAACUACAAGGGAAGGUGAUAAAAAUAUUCAUGAAAGUAAACUUAUGACAGCAUGCAGAACUAUUUGUAAUUUAAUAAAAAACUGUGUUUGGCAUCGUCGUUCAUUUCAUUUAAUUGUUAUGGCAACCUUUGCUCUGUGGUCAGUAAUUCAAACACAAACAGCUGAUCCUGUAUCAAGCCUGGGAAGACUAGUCACUUUGUGGAGAGUGUUUUUGCAUAGACUUGGUGCAUUUUUUGCUGGCAAUUAACCAUCUUCAUUGGUGUACAAAAUAACUUAUUUAUACUUUGCCUUUAACAUGCUGCUUUUACAGUAAAUAAAAUUGUACAGUAAGCCUUCCAAUAUUGA